AUGGCAACGCACCGCUUUGACCCCAACUUCACCGACAAGGUUAUCAACGCGAUGGGCCCCAAGAUCCCGCCGCGUCUGCGUCAGCUGAUGACAGGGCUCGUUAGGCAUGUGCACGACUUUGCGCGCGAGAACGAGCUGACGGUGGACGAGUGGAUGGCGGGCGUGGAGCUGCUGAACUGGGCCGGGCAGAUGAGCGACGACAAACGGAAUGAGGGACAACUGCUGUGGAAUAAAGUCUCGUCGACGAAAUCACAUUUCACCCUCGCCGGCGAAGCCCACGACGCACCGACUGCCACCGCAAUCCGGGGCCCGUUCUUCCGCGCUGACACGCCAUGGCGCCAGAACGGGGAGGAUAUUGUUAAGACAAAGCCGGCCGAUGGUGAGAUGGCAUUCAUGCAUGGGCAAGUACUCGAUUUCAUGAGCAAGAAGCCGCUCGUUGGGGCAACGGUUGAAGAGGAGUUUAUUCUGCGCGGUAAGUUCAAGACGGGUGAGGAGGGUGGAUAUUCGUUUUAUUGCUUGAGGCCGACGCCAUAUCCUGUUCCUCAUGAUGGACCUGGGGGAAAGCUCAUCGAGCUGAUGGAUCUGCAUCCCUUCCGGCCAGCUCAUAUUCACAUCAUUGCCACGCACAAUGGCUACCGUUCUCUCACUACGCAAAUCUUCGACCGUAAGGACAAGAACGUGGAGAGCGACUGCAUCUUCGCGGUCAAGAAUUCUCUCGUUGUGGAUUUUGUGCCCCGCGCGGGUGAUCCUCAGGCUGGUCUUGAGCUGAACUACGAUAUCAAGCUUGUGUGCGAUGCUGCCGUUGGUGCAUAG
Molecule: messenger RNA, 813 nt
Organism: Aspergillus pseudonomiae
Lineage: Eukaryota; Fungi; Ascomycota; Eurotiomycetes; Eurotiales; Aspergillaceae
Product: Intradiol ring-cleavage dioxygenase
Exons: 5
Coding region: 1-813 (270 amino acids)
Biological process (GO): catechol-containing compound metabolic process
Molecular function (GO): catechol 1,2-dioxygenase activity; ferric iron binding
Source: RefSeq, a predicted model, not a curated record